AACAUCUAUAAAAAAAAGUAAAAAAAAUCACAUGCAUGUAACCUAGAAGUAGCCAUGAAUUUUAGGUGAGGCUCUUGUUGAUAAUUGAUAAACAAACACAUCUGAGGCUCUCUCUCUCUCUCUCGAACAACGUUUCAUUCCUUGCGCAUUGAGACAAGCAUCCGAAACCAAGGCAAAACUUGUUGCCAUUCCACCCCAAUUCCGCGUCUUUUCGGUGAUCCAACAUUUUCACUAUCCUCUCCACUGUAUACCCACAAAAUCUCCUCACAAAGGUUUCUGCUUUUCGUUCAUUUGGGGAUCCAAAUCUGUUUUUAUCUUAAUUUUCUUUUGUGGGGUUGCUCUAGGGGAUUAAUCUCAUCUUAGGCACUAGUUGCUUGAAUCUCUGUGGAAGCUUAUGUAUUUUGUCUAGUUUUGAAGGAUUUGACGCUUCAGGGUUUAGUGUAGGGCUUGAUUGUAUUGAAUGAAUGACAUGGCUUGGACUUCCCUCAAAGGUUCUCCUAGAUUGUCUUCUCAUCCAAGGCCUCUUUCUUGGAUUGUAGUUUUGGUAGGAGCACUGGCAGUUUUCUUAAUUUAUGCUUCUUGGGUUCUUGUAUCAUCACCAGUUGGUGCCACGGUUCAGGGGUAUUUUUAUAGUGUAGGUAGUUCUGAGAAGUUAGAUUUGCCUGUGUCUCCAGCAAAUGAAGCUUCUGUUGAUAGCCACUUGAAUAAGAGUUUAGAUCUUGUUGAUAAUAAAUCUCCCUCUAAUCAGCAACCUUCCACACUUGCCACGGAGGUGUCUAGUGAUAAUAAGGUAGAACAAACUGAUGCUAAAUCAAACUCACAAGUAGACUCAAGUGAGUCUAUUUCGGCAAACCUGCCAUUGACCAAGGAAGUGAAUAGCGAUCCUGAAGCUUCAAAUUCAGGAGAACCAGCGUCUUCGUUAGGUGGCAGUGGAGAUGUAGCCAAUAGUAGCUUGUCUACUCAAGAAAAUUCAAGACCUGAUUUGAAUUCAAGUGCAACUGUGCCAUUGGCAGGUACCAAUUCUUCCACCAAGACGGAUAAUAUUAGAAUGGAGGAACCCACUUCUGUGCCUUUGAUCAAUCAGACUAGUGCUGUAAGUACAGCAUCAAAUGAUACCUCUAUGUCUUCUGAUGAUUCCACACCAACUGCUGUCCCAGCAUCAGUAGAGAAGCCGAAUAACACAUCCAAUGCUGGCUGUGAUCUGUACCAUGGAAAUUGGAUUCAUGAUCCACUGGGACCAUUAUACACAAACAAUACAUGCCCUGUAUUGACACAGAUGCAGAAUUGCCAGGGUAAUGGAAGGCCUGACCAGGAUUAUGAAAAUUGGCGAUGGAAGCCCUUUCAGUGUGACCUCCCACGAUUUGAUCCCAAGAAAUUUUUGGAGCUGAUGAGAGGGAAGACCUUGGCUUUCAUUGGGGAUUCAGUAGCUCGAAACCAGAUGGAAUCAAUGUUGUGUAUUCUGUGGCAGGUAGAGGAACCAAAGAAUCGGGGAAAUCGUCAUAUGCAACGAUAUUAUUUUAGGUCUGCCUCUGUUAUGAUUGUCAGGAUAUGGUCCUCAUGGCUUGUCAAAUUAACAUCUGAACCAUUUGAUUAUGCUCCAGCCGGUGUGGAUAAGCUCCAUCUUGAUGCCCCUGAUGAGAAGUUGAUGGAACAUAUCCCAAACUUUGAUGUGGUUGUUCUUUCUUCUGGUCAUUGGUUUGCCAAGCAGUCUGUGUAUAUUUUGAACAAUGAGAUAGUGGGAGGACAGUUGUGGUGGCCGGACAAAUCUCGGCAGAUGAAGGUUGACAGCGUUAAAGCAUACGGCAUAUCUGUUGAAACAAUUCUUACUGCAAUUGGUACAAUUCCAAAUUACACAGGCCUUACAAUUGUGCGUUCCUACUCUCCUGACCAUUAUGAGGGUGGGGCAUGGAACACCGGUGGAUCAUGCACUGGGAAGGUUAAGCCUCUUGCACUUGGUGAACUGGUGGAAAAUGUACACACAAAUAUAAUGCAUGAGCAACAGGUCACAGGUUUUGACCGAGCAAUGAAAAGAGUAACAAAUAAAUCAAAGUUGAGGCUAAUGGAUAUCACUGAAGCCUUUCAAUACAGGCAUGAUGGUCACCCUGGCCCUUAUAGGAGCCCUGACCCUAAUAAGAUCACAAAACGUGGCCCUGAUGGAAGGCCACCACCACAGGAUUGCUUGCACUGGUGCAUGCCUGGCCCUGUUGAUACCUGGAAUGAACUUGUGUUUGAAAUCAUUAGGAGAGAAUAUGAAGGUGGAAGGGCAUCAUGAGAUUUGUUUAUUUUUUUACUAUCAAAUGUUGUGCUUGUGCACUCAAUUGGGUAUGACUUGUGUAGAAAUGUGAUUGUUUGAGAAGGGGUAAAAGAUAGUAGCCAACUUGAAUCUUUUUCAUAGAAUAUUUAUUAAUUAUAGAGAUUUUUUUUUAAAAGAUUGGGAUGAUAAUAUGUUAGGUUAUUCCACAACCAUCAAAAGUCAUCUGUACUACUACAUGAUCCUGUACAAGUUUUGAUAUUAAAUAUCACCUUAUAUUGUUUCUUGCA
Molecule: messenger RNA, 2541 nt
Organism: Cajanus cajan (pigeon pea)
Lineage: Eukaryota; Viridiplantae; Streptophyta; Magnoliopsida; Fabales; Fabaceae
Product: protein YLS7
Cellular component (GO): Golgi apparatus
Molecular function (GO): O-acetyltransferase activity
Source: RefSeq, a predicted model, not a curated record